Penicillium vulpinum is the source of this 1158-nucleotide messenger RNA. Its product is annotated as DNA-directed RNA polymerase I subunit RPA43. Gene Ontology annotation, biological process: DNA-templated transcription initiation. Gene Ontology annotation, cellular component: RNA polymerase I complex. Bases 1 to 1158 code for a protein of 385 amino acids. The transcript has a single exon. NCBI's taxonomy places the organism in Eukaryota, Fungi, Ascomycota, Eurotiomycetes, Eurotiales, Aspergillaceae. The record is from RefSeq and is a predicted model, not a curated record.
AUGGCAAUUGACGCAAUGGAAAUUGACAACCUGCCGCUGCGCACAGCGGACGCAGAGCGCAAGCGCAAAUCCAAAAACAAGGACGCAUCUUCAUCCGCAUCACCAUCCAAAAAGCGAAAGCAAACCCCAUCCUCAAAAGCAGCUCCUCAAACAGACUUCAAUCCCGAGUCUCCAUUCACACUCACAACAGCGACUCUCUACCUACCCUUGUCGCCCAUCUCCAUCUCGCCGACGCACGCGCUGGCCUCGCUGCUGGCUGAGCAUCUCUCGCCACUGCUCCUGACCUACUUCCCGCCACUGAAGGGUGUUAUUUUGGCUUACUCCAAUGCCUCUAUUUCCAGCAAGCCGCCGGCAAACCCUCGCUCCUCUUCGGAUUUGAACCCGCAGCCGCUCACCCUCGCCACAACAGCAGACGAGUAUGGUGUCUUGUAUGUCUACCUGACCGCCACGUUCUUGGUGUUCCGGCCGAAGCGCGGACAGACCCUGGAGGGAUGGGUGAAUGUGCAGUCGGAGGGGUUCCUCGGUGCUGUCGUGUUCAAUCUGUUCUCUGUUGGCGUUGAGCGCAAGCGCCUGCCCUCAAACUGGAAGUGGGUGCCGCCUGGUGAGGAAGCUGAGACACCGGCUUUGACCGAUGACGACUCGGGUUCUGAUAAGGAUAUGGCGGAUUUUGACGCUGAGAAGGAAUGUUUCAAGCCUACUACACUCUCUGAGGACGAGGUCGCGAUUGACGAGGAUGAGGAUGAGUCUGCUCACACCGGUUAUUUCCAGUCUGUUUCUGGACACCGCGUCAGUGGCUCUGUGCGCUUCCGUGUUGUCGAUGUAGAUGUUAUUCCUGGUUCUGAGCGGGACCGUGGGUUCCUCAGUAUUGAGGGAACUAUGCUGUCCGUUGAGGAGGAGGAGCAGCUCUUCGGGUCUGAGCGCCAGGGACAGUCGUUGCCUCCGUCGUUCUUCUCGGAGCCCAGUAAGAUCUCUGGGUCUAUCCCCGUGAUGGAUGUCACGGCGGCGUCGGCGGUGCAGGAGCUCUCGACUGUGGAUGUUCAUCUUGAGCCCAGCCCCAAGAAGGAGAAGAAGAAGGAGAAAACGGAAAAGAAAGAGAAGAAGGAAAAGACAGAAAAGAAGUCCAAGUCUUCCAAGUCAAAGAAGAGCAAGGACGAAUAA